AUUAAACAAAAAAUCUAAGUCGUUGGUGCCCGAAAAACUUUAUUAUUGAAGGUUUUGUUUCUGAAUCGUAUGAAUAGUAACAAAUUUUGUAUGUAAAACUGAAAAUUAGCCAGAACUACAUAUCCAGCUAAUAAAAAUGAGUGGUGGUCCUGAAAUGAGUGAAGCUGACCAAAUCAAAACCUUCAAAGAUUUUCUUGUACAGUACAACAAACUCUCAGAAAUGUGCUUUAAUGAUUGUGUACAUGAUUUCACAUCAAGGACUUUGAGGCCCACUGAAGAUAAAUGCACUUUGAAUUGUAUGGAGAAAUAUUUGAGAAUGAAUCAACGAGUUUCACAACGUUUUCAUGAAUUCCAAAUGAUUGCCAAUGAAAAUAUGCUUGCACUAGCACAAAAGUCUGGUAAUACAAGUUAAGUGUUUUGUUUAAUACAAAUUGUAUUUAUAUUUAUUAUGUUAGUUUUCCUUAGUGUUGACAAAUAAAUUAUGUUUACUAACU
Molecule: messenger RNA, 494 nt
Organism: Diatraea saccharalis (sugarcane borer)
Lineage: Eukaryota; Metazoa; Arthropoda; Insecta; Lepidoptera; Crambidae
Source: the annotation of a GenBank genome assembly